AUGGAGGAAAAAGAAACAAUUUUAGUAACUGGAGGGGCAGGGUACGUAGCCUCGCAUGUAAUUGUUGAACUUCUCAAAAGUGGCUAUUCAGUCAUAGCGCUAGAUAACCUACAAAACUCUCCCUUAGCUGACGAGGUUGAGAAACCCGCAUCGUUAAGAAGAAUUGAGAAAUUGACUGAAAAAGUGGUAACAUUUUACAAGACGGAUAUCUCUGAUGAAGGUGCGCUUCGAAACAUUUUCAGACUGCACAAAAUUGAUGUUGUCAUACACGCAGUUUCCUUUAAGAAUGCAAACCAGUCCCCCCUCCUCCCACUGUGCUAUUAUUCCAAUAACUUCCUUAAAUCACUUACGCUGCUUGAGGUCAUGAAAGAGUACAACGUGAAAAAGUUGAUCUUCUCAUCUUCAUCCCAUGUUUACGGAGUACCGCAACAAUUACCAAUCAGUGAGCAUCAUCCGACUGGAAUACGAUGCCCAAAUCCAUAUGGAAGGAGUAAAUUUUUUGUAGAGGAAAUUUUGAAGAGUUUGUGCGAUUCGGAUGAGAAUUGGCGGGUAGUGGUGUUGCGGAGUUUCAACCCCGCUGGCGCACACGAGUCGGGAUUGAUCGGAGAAAAGCACCUUAGAGCGUCAAGCAAUUUGAUAUCUUACAUUGUACAGGUUGCUGCCGGUCGGAAAGAAAGGGUAACUGUGUUCGGGGACGGAACUUGCAUGAAAGACUAUACACAUGUUACUGAUGUGGCGACUGCCCAUGUCAAAGCUUUAGAUAAACUGAGGGAGGGGAGUUUUCAGCAUUGGGUCGCCUACAAUUUAGGAUCAGGAAGGAGGAAUUCCAUUUUAGAGGUUAUCAGGACAUUCUCUAUACUAGUCCGCAAGCGAAUUCCGUACGAAGUGGUGGGUCCCAGAAGAAGUGACAUUGGAAGUGUCUAUGCUGAUAUUACAAAGGCCAAAACGGAAUUGAACUGGACACCUACGAAGACGAUUCGAGAUAUUUGCGUAGACUCUUGGAAUUGGUACUUAUUAAAAACUAAAGGGUCAACACUUUAAAUCUUUCGCUAAUUUGUACUAUACUA
This is a messenger RNA of Photinus pyralis (common eastern firefly), 1067 nucleotides long. Its product is annotated as UDP-glucose 4-epimerase-like. Gene Ontology annotation, biological process: beta-D-galactose catabolic process via UDP-galactose, Leloir pathway. Gene Ontology annotation, cellular component: cytosol. The transcript has 5 exons. The coding region runs from base 1 to 1041 and encodes 346 amino acids. Gene Ontology annotation, molecular function: UDP-glucose 4-epimerase activity. The record is from RefSeq and is a predicted model, not a curated record. NCBI's taxonomy places the organism in Eukaryota, Metazoa, Arthropoda, Insecta, Coleoptera, Lampyridae.